AUGGCCAUGUUAGCUUCAAAAACCGCCUUCCCGGCUCCCCUGAUCUCGAGCAACUCCAACAUCUCCUCGUCAUCCGGACAAUCUUCCACCAUACAAUCAACUCGAAGGGCUCCAGCCAUGAUGACCUCGAAUCAAUCCUUUGCGAGCCCGACCGAGUCUGAAUUCUCCGACAGCAUGGAAGGCCCCGAAUCUGCCAAGAACUGGGACGAAGCCCGUGUUGGUGCAUGGUUGCGCAGCGUCAACUGCGGCGACUACGAGAAGCUGUUCAUGAAGAACAAUAUAAAUGGCGAGAAUCUUUUGGAGAUGGACAAGGCUGUGCUUCAAGAAAUGGGCAUCGAGAAGAUUGGAGAUCGCGUUCGUUUGUUCCUUGGUAUCAAGAAGCUGAGAACGAAAGCCUAUGCCAACCAGAAGAAGAGGAAUAGAGAUUCCUUUGCUGGCCUGGACGCAUACACACCCUCAUCAUCCGGUUCACCCCGUCCUCCCAAUUCUGGUCGGGCGAUGCCGACACCUCCUGCCAAUAAGAGAUAUUCUAGACAGUUUGACGGCUUCAAUCCUUCAGCUACCAUCCUAGAGAAUGCCCCCAAGCCCUCAUCAAGGCCGAAUUCGCCUCUGCAAACCGCCGAAAUCAGAGCCGUACGACAACGAUACGGUGUAAUGAGCCCUGCUGAAGUGGCUAGACGAGAGAAUGCACAAGGCUACUUCAAUAAUUCCAGUGUGCCAUCGAGUGCCGCAACAAUUAGUGGUCGACAUCCUGGUACCCCCUCGGAUUCCCAACCACAGACAGCCCGAUUAAUUAACACUCACGCGCGAGGGACCGGCAGCAUCGACGGCUCUUUGAUGGCCCAGUUGCCACAGGAUCAAGGCAUGAUAAGAGUCAUCUCAUCGGGAGGAUUAACAAAAGUCGUCAGGGUGGCGGAUUGUACCUCGACGGACGAGGUUAUGAGGUUAACAUUGAGGAAGUUUGGUUAUCGUGAAGACCACGACCGAAAUUACUGCUUCUGGGUUCUUACCGGGCUAGAGGCAGAUCCCAGCCAAUGUCGACGUUUGUCGGAGACUGAACUAUGGCGUGUUAUCAGAGAAUCCAAACCGGAGAGAAGCCGUCUCAUCUUGCGAAAGAUCCAUCAAGGGGAGCCAGGUGAUGCCGAGCUCCAACGUGCCGCCGCCAUUGCAAUGGAGGAGGUUACUACCAACCAUACCCGGGCUCUUGAAAGCGCGGACAACAAACGAAGCCAGCUCAAGUUGGCGAAGGUCCUUGGCGAAAGCUGGAGCGACAGUUUACAGCACCCUCUAUCACCUGCAUCAUUUCAAUCCACCAAUUCAGCCGUGUCCGCUGGCGAGCGAGCGCGCAACUUCUCCAUUGCCGCCAAAGAUCUUGAAGGACCACCUCUGGAGCAACAACCACGGGAUACUACCAGGUAUAAGACUAAGAAGGCUGUACUUCGACAGUUCUUCGGCCAGAGACCCCCAAGUGAAUUGAUCACCUCGGAUUUGACGACGUACUUCCCAGAUCACCCCCGCGAAGAGAUUGAUCGAACUGCUCGGCUUUCCUUACGCAGAUCGACCCGCCUAAGCAAAGUAAAUAGUCGUCUGAGUGUUGCUAGCAACUUCAGCUUUGCCUCAAGCAUAGCUGAUGCCCCGCCCAUGCCAACAAUUGCCGACACCUGGUUAAAUGGAAAUGGUAGCCAUCUUGCGAAAGUAAAGCCGAAUGACCUCUCGCGAGGUGGAAGCAACCGCUAUAGAGACUCCACGGCAUCUUCAUUGCUUGAGCGUGUCCAAGAGGAGUCGCCGAUUGAGCCAAACCGAAAAUCUUAUGUCUCGUUCGACAGCGGAUCGGACACAACAAACGUGAAUGUUACCGAUCCAGACGGCAAUACACAAAGCUACUUCGAUGAGGCUAGCACCGAGGCUAGUGGCUCAUUGAGAGAUAUUAAGGAAGCCCUAGAUGAUGAUGGAGAGGAUGCUGAUGAGGAGCUGCAGAGCUUCUUGGCAGGAGACUCGUGGGAUGAUAGCAAGUGGAUGAAAGGAGCGCUUAUCGGUCAAGGUUCAUUCGGUAGUGUCUAUCUAGCUCUUCACGCGGUUACCGGAGAGCUUUUAGCUGUCAAGCAAGUCGAAACCCCAUCACCUGGAGCAAAUAGUGCUACUGCUGCUAGGAAGAAGAGUAUGAUCGACGCUCUCAAGCGUGAGAUCAGUCUCUUGCGGGAUCUCCAACAUCCUAACAUCGUGCAAUACCUUGGAGCGAGCUCUUCCGCCGAGCAUCUCAAUAUUUUCCUCGAGUAUGUUCCUGGUGGUUCCGUCCAAACGAUGCUCAACUCAUAUGGAGCCCUUCGGGAACCCCUUAUUCGCAACUUCGUCCGACAGAUUGUCACUGGCCUUGCAUACCUCCAUGGCCGAGAUAUUAUUCACCGAGAUAUCAAGGGUGCCAAUAUCCUGGUUGACAACAAGGGUGGCAUCAAAAUCUCCGAUUUUGGUAUCUCUAAGAAAAUGGAAGCUUCGAACAUCUUGACUGGAGCUGGAAACAACAAGAAUCGACCGUCCCUUCAAGGUUCGGUCUUCUGGAUGGCGCCGGAAGUGGUGAAGCAAACCUCUUAUACCAGGAAAGCUGACAUUUGGUCGCUCGGAUGCCUCGUCGUUGAGAUGAUGACGGGAACUCAUCCUUUCCCCGAUUGCUCGCAGCUUCAGGCGAUCUUCAAAAUCGGUGGAGCAAAGAUCAGCCCGACCAUCCCGGACCACGCUAGCGAGGAUGCAAAGACUUUCCUGGCGCAGGCUUUCGUGGUGGAGCAUGUCAAGAGACCCAGCGCUGAAGAGCUGCUGUUCAGUCCCUUCCUCAAUGCCAUCACCUAA
This is a messenger RNA of Venustampulla echinocandica, 2841 nucleotides long. RefSeq names its product putative MAPKK kinase. Gene Ontology annotation, biological process: signal transduction; protein phosphorylation. The record is from RefSeq and is a predicted model, not a curated record. The coding region runs from base 1 to 2841 and encodes 946 amino acids. Gene Ontology annotation, molecular function: ATP binding; protein kinase activity; protein binding. The transcript has 2 exons. Lineage: Eukaryota; Fungi; Ascomycota; Leotiomycetes; Helotiales; Pleuroascaceae.